Molecule: messenger RNA, 984 nt
Organism: Rhododendron vialii
Lineage: Eukaryota; Viridiplantae; Streptophyta; Magnoliopsida; Ericales; Ericaceae
Product: B3 domain-containing protein At5g24050-like
Exons: 1
Coding region: 1-855 (284 amino acids)
Molecular function (GO): DNA binding
Source: RefSeq, a predicted model, not a curated record
AUGGACCACGAUUCCGGGUAUGAUUACUCUAAACUCGAUAGGCUUUUGAAGGAAACUAAAGAGUGGCUUCUCCAACUGGAUAGCAGGAAAAGGUUGAAUGUCGUUCGGGAGAUUUUCAAGAACCCUCAUUACGAUGAGUCUGAUGUAUACAUCCUCUGUCUCAACGAGUAUCAAAUACCGUCUGAUCAUAAACCACCUGAGCCUAGAAACCCUUCCAAGAUUCGGUUCUUGAUGAGCGGAAGGCAACCCACCAAACCCGUUAGGGAGGAUGAAAACGCGGGCAAGAAAACUCAAAAAACAGGUCGAAAAAGGCCACGGGGCAGUAGUGAUUGUGAGUUUGGUGAUGAAGAAGAAAAGUACAGAGCGAUCAAGAAGAGGGCGAACAUGAAGAAGGUGAACAACUUGGUUCGAAAAAGGAAGGUUGUUUUACAGGAAAUCACACCAGACCUGCCUGAUGAAUUCAAGGAAAGAAUCCGAAAUCUUGGGGGAGCCAAAGCUACUUUGGUAAUUCAAAAGGUACUCGAAGGCACGGACGUGAGCGCUCGCCAUGGGCGCCUCUCUCUCCCGCGAGGUAAACUCGUAGACAAGGAGUUUCCAAGUGGGGAAGGGAUCAAUGGGAAGGAUGUUGCGGAGAUAGAAGCGCAGCUUAUUGCAGAGAACGGAAAGGAACACGAGAUCAAUAUAAGGCAGUGGAACAUGAAGAACAGAAUAUAUAAUGUGGUGAAAGGGUGGAAUGAGGUUGUGAAAGAACACAAACUGUGCAAGGAUUUGCUAGUCCAACUUUGGUCAUUUAGAGUAGAGGGAAACCUCUGGUUUGCACUUGUUAAACUCUGGAAGGUAAAGGAACAAGAUUGAUUAGUUCUCCUGCUGUAAGUAUUGGGAGAAUCAUAGGGAAAAUCUUCAGCCUUUGGAUUUUUGUCCAGUUCUUAUUUAGCAGCACAAGGGGGUGUGUCCCCUUUCAGUGUUUUGUUAAAUACUGCAUAU